This is a messenger RNA of Effrenium voratum, 720 nucleotides long. NCBI's taxonomy places the organism in Eukaryota, Dinophyceae, Suessiales, Symbiodiniaceae. The record is from the annotation of a GenBank genome assembly.
AUGGACGUGAUCGCCCUUCUGGCGACGCUUGUGUUUUCCUGCCCGAACUUGGACUGGAGCCCGAUCGACCACCUGGAGACGUUCGCCGGGCAGUGCGCCGUGACAAAGGCAGAAUGGCAGGCUGGACGCAAGGCGGUCCCUUUCGAGAUCUUGGUUGGGGGCGAUUGCAUGGACUUCUGCUCUCCGGCGGGCUUCGCCAACGCAGUGUGCCAGACACUGCGAACCUCUCCUGGGGGAGGGGCGCUUCACGCACCCGUUUGCAGCACUUGGGUGUUCAUGUCGAGGGGAUCGACUCUCAGGUCGCCCACAAGGCCACUUGGCCGCGGCGACAGCCAGAAAGUGGCCGACGGCAAUCUGCACGUGGCUCGCUGCGCGGUGCUUUGCAUUCUCGCUGCUGCCAAGGGCAUCUUCUGGCUUCUGGAGCAGCCGUCGACUUCGAUCAUGGAGACCCACCCAUCCUUCCAGAAGAUGCUCAAGAUUGUACACGUGCGGAAGCUCAUCUUCGACAUGAAGGACUUCGGAGCAAACACCCAGAAGCGGACCAUACUGUACAGCAGCCACGAAGAGGUGGACGACCUCCUGCUGCACAAGCAUCCUCGCAAGCGGUGCCACUCAAAGGAGAUGGUUAUCCGCUACACGGACUCCAGUGGAAAAUCGCGUUGCAAAGGAGGACGGGAUCUCAAAAUGAGCCAGACCUAUCCUCGGGAGCGCCUUGCCUAA